AUGUCAUUGUCGAAUAUACCUAGCAUGAGCAAUAAUAAUGGACGUGGUAGAACAAAAAUAGCUACAGGGACAACACAGCCAAAUAAAAAACUGCAUACCAAAUUAAAAAGUCAUAAUAGGUCAUAUUCACAUAAUAAAGUAUUGAAUAAAUUAUCCACCUCUUCAACACCAUUAGUGUCAACAAUGGGGUCCAGACCAAACUUGAACCGUUCUAAAUCCACGGAUGGAUUAAUUAGACCCACGAAUAGACACGGUGCUUUGAAGAAGAAUAGUCGAUCAUUUACCAAGUUGGCUGGCUUACAACCAUUAACGAAGACUAUACUGAAUCAAUCUAUAAAGUCAAAUAAGUCUACAGGCUCUCUAAAAGGUAUGAACACGGCACACCAUUUAGGCGGAUUAAAAACUAGCGGUCGUAAAGGUAAAGCAAUUUUAAAGCUAAACGAUAACGAUAAUGAUAAUAAUGACUACGAAGAUAUGGAGAAUGAUAGCGGAGAUAACGACAAUGAAAAUGAAAAUAGAAACGAAAAUAAUAGAGAUGGAAGGGCUUUACAAUCUACGAGUUUCACUAACUAUGAGAAUGAUAAACAGGAGAUUAAGGGUCCAUCUCAGUUACCUUUGGAACGCUCUCUGUCAGUUCAAAGCUCUAGUGAUGAUUUAGUAGCCAAUAGUAACAUGUACGGUGGAUCGCUACUCCUUUCACAAUCAACAGGAUUAACAAGGAAAAUUAACUCUGCUUAUAACAAUAAUAGCUCAGCUUCACCUAUAUUGACACACAAGGCAGCAGAUACACAUGAAUCGUCAAUGGGAUCUACGAAUUCAGAAUCGGUAAGUGGAAUAUCAUUUAAAGCUAAUCCAAUGGACAAUGUAAACAACUUGCAAAAUAAUGUUGCUGAGCCGAUUAUAACUAAUAAGAAUGUGGUUCAAGACAAUUCUUAUCAACCAAACCAAACAAUCUUCAAUAACUUGCAAAGAAAUAAUCAAGCCCAAUCUAGUUAUAACAAGGUGAAUGGUCAAAAUGGUUCUAGUUCUAACAAUGCAAUUUCAAAUGAUCAGUCAUUACAAUCAUAUUUGCAACAAGCAAAUCAGCCGCAACACAAUAUUGAAACCAGAACACAACAAAGAUUAUGGUUACAAAGAGAAAACUCAUUAAUGGAUGUGGUCAAUGUUGAUCCAAAUAGGUCAAAUUUCUCAAGUUUGUCGUUAAACAAUAUGAUGUUUGCGCAUAAUUAUAACCAAAGUCAACAAAAUAUAAGAGAUAUAUCACAACCAUCCAACCAAGCAACAGGGCCUGUGACGCCUCAGAGCGAAGCUAGCACAUAUGAAAUGUCACAUAAUAAUAGUGUUAAUGCCAUUACUGCAAAUAAUGCUCCACAACCUGGGAAUGAUCAUUCAAAUAGCAUGAGCAACAUAAAUGGUUUGCUAACAAUGGUACAAAAUAGUCAUCAGAAUUCAAUCCAAUCAAGAACAGAAUUUGAAAGGUUGAAUAGGGAAUACCUUAACGUGAGAAGGCAUCUAAAUCCUAUUGGCGAAAGUCUUAAUAGGGUGGAAGAGAUUAUGAAGAACACAAAAGAUAUUAAAGUGGUCAAAAAGAAUAGCCAUAAGAAAUCACUGUCAGUUUCGUCGGUAAAUUCCAAUUCCACCAAUGCGAACACCUUUAAGGAAUUCUCGCCAUCAUUCCAAGAGAAAGAGCAAGAAAUUAGUUCUACCUUGAAUAAACUUUGGCAAGAAGCAUUGAUAUUGACCCUGUCUCUGACAUCAUCAACGAACUCAAUAAGGGUAAACCCUCCACAGCCAUCGCAGCAGCCAAUACAAAGGUCCCAUAACCCGAGGGCCCCAUCUUACGGUCAGAGUCCUUACAGCAAUUUGAGAUCGCCCCAGACUCCAACUACCCGGGCCGUCAAAUUAGCAGCACAAGCCCAGGCUGCCAACACGAAAAGACUUAACGAACAGCAUAAUUAG
Molecule: messenger RNA, 1959 nt
Organism: Debaryomyces tyrocola
Lineage: Eukaryota; Fungi; Ascomycota; Pichiomycetes; Serinales; Debaryomycetaceae
Source: the annotation of a GenBank genome assembly